AUGUCUUCCAAAGUGAGAAUUCUUCUUCCAGUCAAGAGAGUGAUCGAUGCUGCUUUGAAGCCAAGAAUCAACAAGACUCAAACUGGUAUUGAAUCUGCUGGUGUCAAGUUUAGCAUUAAUCCAUUUGACGAUAUUGCGGUUGAAGAAGCCAUCAAAAUCAAAAAUGAACAUAAGGAUUUGGUGGAAUCCAUUCAUGCUGUUUCGAUCGGGCCAGCCAAGGCUCAAGAUAUUCUCAGGAUCGCCCUAGCAAAAGGAGCUGACACUUCGACUUUGAUCGAUGUCCAAGAUCAAGAGGUUGAGCCACUGCAAGUUUCUAAGAUUUUGAAAGCUGUUCAAGAAAGACAGAACUCGAACUUGAUCAUUUUGGGUAAACAAGCUAUUGAUGAUGAUUCAAACCAAACUGGCCAGAUGCUUGCCGGCCUGCUUAACUGGCCACAAGCAACAAAUGCAUCGAAAGUUAAGAUCAACAGCGAUUCAACCGUUGAAGUCGAGCGAGAAAUAGACGGAGGUGUGGAAGUUGUCAAAGCGUCUUUGCCAAUGAUUAUUACCACCGAUUUGAGAUUGAACGAGCCUAAGUUUGUGACACUCCCAAAGAUGAUGAAGGCCAAAAAGAAGCCUUUGGAGAAGCUCAAGGUGGAAGAUUUGGGCGUCUCUAUCGAGAAGAGACUCGAAAUUUUAAAACUUGAAGACCCUCCAGCAAGACAGGGUGGUUUGAAGGUUGGUUCUGUUGACGAAUUAAUUGCCAAACUCAAGGAGCUCAAGGCCAUCUGA
Messenger RNA from Ogataea philodendri, 771 nucleotides. RefSeq lists its product as uncharacterized. The transcript has a single exon. Gene Ontology annotation, cellular component: cytosol. Lineage: Eukaryota; Fungi; Ascomycota; Pichiomycetes; Pichiales; Pichiaceae. The record is from RefSeq and is a predicted model, not a curated record. Bases 1 to 771 code for a protein of 256 amino acids. Gene Ontology annotation, molecular function: electron transfer activity.